GGUAAACCUGGAAGUUUGGAACUGGAAGAAGUGGAAACAUGACCUGCCGGCGGUGGGGUGGGAAGGGGCCGUUUCCCACACAACCGGCGGCGACAGGCCCGCAGGUGCCAGCGGAGGGGAGCAGCGGGCCCGGCCCCUGCGCUCCUCGGUGAGGGGGGACGAGGACAAAGGGGGCUGCCAGAUCCUCUCCGGCCGCCUUCCCCGGAGGAGGAGCGGCGGGGCAGGCAGCAGCAGGAUCCCCGGGCAGCCCCCGCCCCUCACAGCGCGGCCCCCGCGCUCCUAACGGGGCGGGCGACGCCGGGGCGGGGAGGGACCCGCGGUGUGGGGCGGCGCGAGGCGUUCCCGACGGGAAUGCUCGGCGGAGCGGCCGUGAGGCGCCGCGCGGGCUGCCGGCAUGUCGGGGCCGCGCUGCCCGCAGUGCUUCCAGCCCUGCACGUCGCCGCGGCUGCUGCCCUGCCUGCACUCGCUGUGCGAGCCCUGCCUGCGGCGGCUCGGGCCGCCGGAGGGAGCGCCGGGCGCCUCCCGCCCCGUCCUGUGCCCGGUGUGCGACGCCGAGCUGUCGCUGCCGGCCGGCGGCGUGGGGCAGCUCCCCGACUGCCUGGCCGGGAGCCGCGGCCGGGCCAUGGCCGGGUGCGACCUCUGCGCCGACGGGGCGGCGGCCGGGCGGUGCCUGACCUGCGGCCUCCGCCUCUGCCGCUUCUGCUGCCGGGCGCACAGGAGACAGAAGAAAACGGCCUCCCAUGCUGUGACAGAGCUGGAGAACACCAAGGAUUGCAGCCAGGCUGGGAAGCCUCUCCUGUGCCCCUCCCAUCCCACCGAGGAGCUGCAGCUGUUCUGCGAGCAGUGUGACCAGCCCGUGUGCCGGCACUGCGUCCUGGGCAGGCACCGCCAGCACCCCUGUGACUUCGCCGCCAAUGUCAUCCACAGGCACGGGGGCGCCCUGCGGGAGCUGCUGCAGAGCAGCCAGCAGCACAUGGACAGCCUGGAGGAUGUGCUGAGCCAGGUCGAUGAGAUGGGCGGCGCUGUCCGCAGUCGCGCAGAGGCUGUGGCCACGGAGAUCUGCCUCUUUGCCAGGGGCUACGUGAAAGCCAUUGAAGAGCACCGGGACCGGCUGCUGAAGCAGCUGGAGGACUUGAAGGUGCAGAAGGAAAACCUGCUGCACUUGCAGAAGGCCCAGCUGCAGCAGCUGCUGCUGGACAUGAGGACAGGCGUGGAGUUCACGGAGCACUUGCUGAUGAGCGGCUCAGAUGUGGAGAUCCUGGUCUCCAAAGGGAUGGUGUCCAGCCGUCUGACACAGCUCAACAGCGUUGCUUACAGCACCCACCCCAGCGUGGAUGACAGGAUCCACUUCUCCCCCCACGAGAGGGCAGGGCAGUGUUGCGGCUAUGAAGUUUUUGGGGCCAUUCUCAAUAAAGUGGUUGAUCCAGCCAGAUGUACCCUGCAUGGGGAAGAUCUCCACAGUGCCCGCCAGAACCAGCCUAGUGGCUUUACCCUGCUGUGCAAGGACGCUGCAGGGGAGCGCUUGGGGCGGGGAGGAGAGGCUGUGGGGGUCACCAUCACCCACAAGGACAAGAGGGACUGUGCAGUCAAGCCAACAGUGUGUGAUAAUGGUGAUGGGACCUACUGUAUUUCCUACAGCCCUGAGGAGCCAGGCUUGUAUGCUGUCUGCGUCUGUGUGAAAGGGCAACAUGUGCAGGGCUCUCCCUUCACUCUGAUGGUGAAGCCCAAGUUCCGUGAGCACCAGGGGGUGUUUCACUGCUGCACGUUCUGCUCCAGCGGAGGCCAGAAAGCCGUUCGCUGUGCCUGUGGUGGCACCAUGCCAGGUGGGUAUGAAGGCUGUGGCCACGGACACAAAGGUCACCCUGGCUGCCACCAUUGGUCAUGCUGUGGACAAGUGAAGGAGAGCUCAGAGUGUUUGUGUGGACCACCCAGCGACACCUCACAGAGGAGUUUGCUCAGGACAGUGGCACUCUGAGCAGCCAGGUGAGCUCCUGGGAGUCCAGGGCACUGCUGCUGGCUGCUCCAGGAGCACAAAUGAUCCAUGAGGAUCCAUAUGAUCAAUCCCUGCGCAGCCUUCCUGCCAGCAAACAUUGUGAUGGAUGUGAGUUGAGAGAGGGGGGAUGAGGGAAAAUAAAAACCGUGCCUUAUGU
This is a messenger RNA of Camarhynchus parvulus, 2150 nucleotides long. RefSeq names its product tripartite motif containing 45 (gene TRIM45). Gene Ontology annotation, biological process: positive regulation of DNA-templated transcription. Lineage: Eukaryota; Metazoa; Chordata; Aves; Passeriformes; Thraupidae. Gene Ontology annotation, cellular component: chromatin; nucleoplasm. The record is from RefSeq and is a predicted model, not a curated record. Gene Ontology annotation, molecular function: ubiquitin-protein transferase activity; protein binding; zinc ion binding.